CACCGCGCUGCUCUGCGCCUUGUAGCGGCGGCGGCUCUGGAGGUUCACACGCCGCGGAGUGAAGCGCUCAGCCAGGGCCUGGUGUCCCGUGUUUGCCUCGCCUCGCCUCGCCUCGUCUUCGCCGGUCGGCUCUGGAGGGUGCACACCGGGGUUUUUUUUUGUUUUUUGGGUGGAGCGCUUGUGGAUCUGAGGAAUGUGACACACCGACGGGAAGGAGACGCUCAUCGGCGGUUUCACGGUUCAAAUUCUUCCUUCCUUCCCUCUCCUUAUCCCUGACCCCUGACCUUUGGUGCCACACCUCUCUCCAACCAUGGCACACCGAUCUCAAAGUUCAUCAAUUGGUGAUAACCCCCUUGACCCGAACUACCUGCCCCCACAUUAUCGUGAGGAGUAUCGUAUAGCUAUUGAUGCUCUGAUAGAAAAUGACAUACAGGGCUACUUGGAAUUCCUCCAGACCGCAGAUGUGGUCAGUUUCCUGGCACAGUCAGAAAUUGAAUUCAUCAAGUCCACAAUCCAGACUCCCAACCAGACCUCCAGCGUCCCAGAGCUGACAUACCACGAGGGAGGUCAGGAGGUCGAUGGCUCCUCCGACACCUAUUGGCCUGUGCAGUCAGACCUGGCUGCCCCGGGGUUGGACCUGGGCUGGCCGCUACCACAGCACAGCUUCGUUGGGCCCACGGAGGUCACCACUCUGGUCAACCCCUCCGACCCAGAUAUGCCAAGCAUCAAGGAGCAAGCCAGGAGACUCAUCAAGAAUGCAUGCCAAGUUAUUGCUGUGGUGAUGGACAGGUUCACAGAUGUUGACAUUUUUGCUGACCUCUUGGAUGCAGCAGCACGCCACGUCCCUGUUUACAUUCUGCUGGAUGAAGUGGAAGUCCAUCACUUUGUCUCUAUGGUCAUCAACUGCAAAGUCAACUUGGACCUAAUUCCUAUGAUGCGUGUCAGGACUGUGGCAGGGAUAACCUAUUAUUCCCGGACAGGGAAAUCAUUUAAGGGGCAGGUGAAAGAUCGUUUCCUACUGGCUGACUGUAGGGCUGUACUCAGUGGCAACUACAGUUUCAUGUGGUCCUAUGAGAAGAUCCACCGCUGUAUCGCCCACCUCUUCCUUGGGGAGCUGGUUGCCACCUUUGAUGAAGAGUUUCGCAUUCUCUUUGCUCAGUCCGAACCUCUAGUCAUUGACCCAUCUGAUGGAGCACUUGCUGUCUCUGACACCAGCAGCACCAGCUGUUACUUUAGCAGCCAAUUCGGUUUGAAAAGGACCCAGUCUAUGCGUAACCCCAUAGGUUACCGUAGGCAGCCUGAGAUUCCCCCUGCCUUCCCCUACGGAGACUCUGAUCGUAACCUUGCACUUCCUUUCCGGAGGAAUGACCCAUUUCGUCACACCGUUGAACCUGGGGCAGGGAUUACAAUUGGGAAGUAUUCCCAGCAACAGUUUCGUCUUCAGCAGUCGUUCAUGGAGCAGGGAAGGUCAAUAGUUUCCAGGCAGAUGGAGAUGAGUGCCAAUGCCUUCAAGAGGCACAGCUAUGCAGAAGGGACCCAGGAAAACUACACAUCUUCGAGGCAGUACAUGAAGCACAGAGUCAUGAAUAAUCUGGAUGAGACAGACUUCCACAGGGAGCAGACCCAAAGUAGCCAUUACUACAGCGAAGGGCCUGGGCCAGGUUCUGGCCACGGACACUAUGACAGAAUUCGAGGUCGUCCUCCACACCUCUCCAUUGACCAGUAUUCAGACUCAAGCUAUCGCUCAGAUCAGGAUCUUCCAGCUGGAAACUAUGGCCGAGACUACUUUUCAUCUGAGGACUUGAGAGCACCUGAGGGACACCAGGGACCUCCAUUAGCUGGGAGGUAUGGAGGAGGUUCCUCCAAUAAGAGGCCAAGCAUAGGUCAGGCAUAUGCCUGUCAAAGCUCACCCACUCAGCCUCACCCACCAGAGAAGAGACACCUUCCCAAACAAUCUGAUCAAGAACAUGAUCAAGAUGCAGAUGCUAGGCAAGGCAUGCGUAGUUGGAGAAUCCACUCCUAUCUGAGUACUUACGAGGACAGUGGGGAAGAAGGUCUGCCCCAACCUAUGGGACCUGAUGCAUUUGAAGAUCCUCCACCAUCUCAGCAGCCAACUGCCCCUGAAAGUUCAGCUCCCCGCUUAGGAAUAAAGGAGCCUCCGAAUGUUCCCCCUAAACCCAGACCAGAUAUCCUGAGACCACGCUUUGGAAAGCCCGCCAUACCUGAAAGCAACAAUCGAGACUCUGCCCCAACAAAAGCCAAGGACCUGCUUCCGUCAGCUAGUGACUUCAAGCCAUUUGCAUGGGAGAAAACAGAGAGAGAGGCAGCGAAGGAAAGGGAGAGAGAGACAGAGAGGGGUGCUACAAGGGAGGUGGGUGGGGAUUUGGAGGUGAAAAAGGCUCCAGAUCUUUUCCUGUCCAAACACGAAUCAUUCCACUCACGCAUUAACCCACUCCUUCAACGUAGCUCUCGACUGCGUUCCUCGCUUAUUUUCUCAUCAUCCAAGGCAGAGGUGCACAGUAGCGGCCUGGGCCUAAAACCAGCCACAGAGGAAGAUGAGCAGUUAGACUCAGUACGCACUUCCUCCAUUGUGGCGCAGAUCCUGGAGAAGAGGAGGUCAUUGUCUCGUGAGCCUUUUGAGUGGAGAAGGAAGACUGAGGGAAAAGAUAAGGAGAAACAAAUGGAGCAAGAGAGAGAAGUAAAAGAGGAGAAAGAGCGACAAGAGGAAAAGGAGAUUCGAUUGGAAGAUGAGAUUAAAGCAAAAGAGGAGCCUCAGAAAACUAUUGAAGAGGUAAAGACAAAAUCAAGUGUUGAGAAGUCUGAAGACACAACAUCAUCAUCUCUGAACAUGAAUGACCCUGCCAGUCGAUUGCAGUAUUUCAAGGAUCUGGCUGCCAAGAGAAAAGCCUCAAGAAUGGCGACAGAGUCAUCACUAAAAGCCCCAGAGCCUGCUGAAAAAAAGCCAGACCUUUCUGAUAAACCUCCCCUUGACCCUGUGACAACUCCAAAGAUCCCAACUGUCUCUGUUACUCCAGCAGAAAGUGAACCAAAGAAGCCAGACAUCUCUGCAAAACUGGCAGAGCUCGCUCGCAGACCUUCAGUUAGUUCCUCAAAACCACCUAUAAGCGCCACCAAGCCUUCUGCGAGCUACGUGAAGCCUUCAGAGACAUCGCAACCUCAUAAAGAGGAGAACGCGUCAGAGGGUCAAAAGAAAGAUAUAUUUAAGUCUCUAAAGCCCCUUCCUUCGCCUAAGAUCUUCAGAAAGGAGCCAUUGAAGCUCAAAGGCUUGAAUCCUCGCCGCAUCUCCUGCGGUGAGGACGUUCUGACCACCGACGCUACAGACGCAGAGAAGAGUGAAAUGAAAAAGAGCCGUUCACAUAGUGCUUCAACUAUGCCACGUGAUGACUUUAAAGAAGGACUGCAAAAGGUUAUGGGAUCUAAUACGUCCAUCAACACACUUGGUGAGGGAAAGAGUGAGGGUAAGACUCUCGACUUCUUAAAGAAGCAGACUCAGAGGCUAAAGGGAUUCCUCGGGCCCAAGGACAAAGAGAAGAAAUCUUCAGGAGACGAUAAGGGCAUGAGCACGGUCAUAGAGGUCACUGGAGAUUCAAGCAAAAAGCAAAGUUCAUCAGCUAAAGAUACAGGAUCUACCACUACUGAUCAAACUACAGCCAAUCACAAGACAUCAACCAGCACAUCCGGCCCAUCUCGAUACCAGGCCCCGGGCAGCUCUGUCCUGUUCAGUAGCAACCUACGAGAUGACACCAAAGUCAUUCUGGAGCAGAUCUCGGCCAACAGCCAGAAGAACCGGCAGGAACGAGAAGAAACGGGAGGGGACAGAGAUAGUGAUGCCGGGGAGAAGGGGCUGGAGAGGCAGAACUCCAUAAAAAUAAAUCGAUUUCUGCGACCGCAGGGCAACAUCCAGGAGCGGGAGGGAUUGCUGAAGAGGAUAGAGAGUAUGAGGAAGGAGAAGAAGGUCUACAGCCGCUUUGAGAUGGGGAACAACCUGGGAUAACGGAAAAUCGAGGAGCGACCUUUUAUAUGGAAACUCUUUAUGCAAGACGAUCAAAAAGACCCAUUGCCCGUAUGUGCCAACAACACUAUCAAAGUACCUCUGCUGCUCCACAUGGCAGCCUUUCCUGGAUUUUCACACGAAGUAGUAAAACUUGAAAAAGACAAUAUAUAAAAUGCUGAAAACAAACUACAGUCAUUGGGUUUGGAAUGUACCCGUUUGCCAAGACUUGGUACUACUUUUACCUUAUAUGGUGACUGAGAGAAAGAAGAGCGACUCUGCUUGCGUACUGGUUUCAGGGACUAAUGUUUCACCAAACAGAAAAAGGUAGGGCAACUUACCUAUAAAUGAGCUUGUAUGAACGUGACUGAGGGAGAUCGAGAGGAUAAGAGAAAGACAGUACAUUUUGCACCUGAGGGAGAUGGGUGGUCUGUUUAGCUGGGAUUAGUUUUAAACUGAAUGGGAGGAAGUGUCCUUGUGGAUUCUUGGGUGCCAAUGGCCCACCAAGGGCAUAACCAAACACUAGGACUAUUAUUAACCCACAUCCAAACAAAUGAGAACAUGAAGAUGAGGAAUAGAAUGAGAUGAAGAACUGAUGAAGGGUGAAAUUUGGGGGGUUACAGGAAGAGUGAGACAAAAUCUGAAUAAAGAAAGUGAGAAAAUGUGUUUUUCUAGUGUUGAGGAAGCAGCAGUAGAGUUGUGAUAGAAAGUAGAGCCUGUAGUGAACUUUAGCCUCUCAAGAGAGCGUUAUGUACCUUUCUAUUAAGGUGUGGACCCACUUCACUGCUGGAGAGUUUUUAAAAGAAAUGUGUACUAGUUUUUCUUAUGUAAUGUAAAUAAAAAUGUACAGUAUUUGCAGUUGCCCUGAAUCUGUAAAAUAAUAAAUAAAUUAGUCAUCAGCUCUAAGGGAAAGAAAGAGAUAAAGGAUGGAUAUGUUGUUGCAGUAUUGGAGCAGGGCCAUGCCUCCUUUCAUAAGUCACUUAACUUCUGAGACCUACGCCCUACGUAGAACUCCUUUGUUGGUCUGUUAGCACUAUUUAACCAAAGAUGUGGGUGUAUGGUACAGUUCACAGGCUACUUGACAGCUCGGCAGGGCAUCAAACCGUUUAGUGUGUUUUUUGUGCGGCACAUCAAGAGAUUGAUCAAAAGAGGAUAUAUUACUAUAUUGACACUUCAGGGGUUACACGGUUUUCUUUAUGGGAUAUUUUGUACAUAUUUAUAUAAAAGGUCCUGGGUGAUGUUUUAAGUAACAAAUUAGAUUGUGAUCACCCUCACUGUACUAUCAAAGUGCCUUGUGUUUAUUUUUAAUUAAUAUGUAAGUAUGUGGUCUCGGCUGUAAAAACUAAUUGGCAUUAAUUAGGGGGAAUUAGUUGCACAGGGUCAAUGUGUUCUUUAAAAAAAAAAAAAAAAACUGAGACAGUAUUACAUUGUAUUUGAAAUACUGCAAAAGUCUUUUAUUAAAUCUCUUUGAAGCUGAA
This is a messenger RNA of Dicentrarchus labrax (European seabass), 5490 nucleotides long. It is a transcript of the gene sack1hb, whose product is annotated as family with sequence similarity 83 member Hb. Gene Ontology annotation, biological process: intermediate filament cytoskeleton organization; positive regulation of cell migration; protein localization to cytoskeleton. The coding region runs from base 311 to 4015 and encodes 1234 amino acids. The transcript has 8 exons. Gene Ontology annotation, cellular component: keratin filament. Lineage: Eukaryota; Metazoa; Chordata; Actinopteri; Moronidae. The record is from RefSeq and is a predicted model, not a curated record. Gene Ontology annotation, molecular function: keratin filament binding.